This is a messenger RNA of Amphiprion ocellaris (clown anemonefish), 5155 nucleotides long. RefSeq lists its product as uncharacterized. The record is from RefSeq and is a predicted model, not a curated record. Bases 183 to 1094 code for a protein of 303 amino acids. The transcript is spliced from 2 exons. NCBI's taxonomy places the organism in Eukaryota, Metazoa, Chordata, Actinopteri, Pomacentridae.
UUGUAACGCUGUGUUGUGUUCUGUGACUGUUGUAGCUUAUCCACUCCAUCUAAUUUGAUAUUCAUUAAAUCUGUGUAGCGGUAAUAUUUGAAUCGUAACAUACACUCGUUUUCUUCACGCACCCUCUCAGUACUUAAUUCUAAGUUAAUCUGUUAUCUCUGUCCGCUAGCCUAGCAGUUAGCAUGGCUUCUCCCUCUUCCUCUCCUUCUCUUUCCUGCUCAGUGUGUCACAUGUUUAGUUACUCCUCUGCCUCCUUUAGUGAUAAUGAUACCUGUAAUAAAUGCAGUCUCUUUGUAGUUUUGGAGGCGAGGCUCUCUGAAUUGGAAGCGCGGCUCCGCACCAUGGAAAACACCCCGCUAGCUGUUAGCCAGGCCCCCUUAGCCGGUGCGGACCGCAAUAGCAUAGCUGCGAGUGUAGCUUCUGCUAGUGUACCUUCUGCUAGCCGUCACCUAGCAGCUCCCGAGCAGCCGGGAAGUCAGAGUAGCUGGGUGACAGUUCGUAGGAAACGUAGUCCUAAGCUCAAGCCCGCUGUCCCGGGACACCACAAACCGCUUCACAUUUCUAAUCGUUUUUCCCCACUCAAUGACACACCCGCUGAGAAACCAACUCUGAUCAUUGGCAGCUCCAUAGUCAGAAACGUGAAGCUAGCGACACCAGCGACCAUAGUAAAAUGCCUCCCAGGGGCCAGAGCGGGCGACAUAGAAGCAAAUUUGAAACUGCUGGCUAAAGAUAAUCGUAAAUACAGUAAGAUUGUUAUUCAUGUCGGCGGUAAUGACACCCGGUUACACCAAUCGGAGGUCACCAAAAUUAGUGUGGCAUUGGUGUGUAACUUUGCCAAAACCAUGUCGGACUCCGUAGUUUUCUCUGGACCCCUGCCAGAUCUGACCAGCGAUGAUAUGUUUAGCUGUAUGGCAUCGUUUCGCUGCUGGAUGUCUACGUGGUGUAAUGCAAACAACGUUGGCUUUAUAGACAAUUGGAGCUCUUUCUGGGGAAAACCUGGUCUGAUUAGGAGAGAUGGCAUCCAUCCCACUUUGGCUGGUGCAACUCUCAUAUCUAGAAAUAUGGCUGAUUUUAUUAGAACUCCUAAAGCAUGACAACCCAGAGUUCAGACCAGGAUGCAGAGUUGUAGUCUUCCACACCUCUCUGCAGUUUCCUCUCAGCUGUCACCCUCCAGUAAUUCACUUAGCUUUAUUGAGACUGUGUCUGUCCCCCGACCACCAAAAUUCAAUAAAUUAAGCAAUUAAAAAAAAAAAACAAAAGACACAGUAACCAUAAAAAUCUAAUUAAAAUUAAUACCACUAUUUCAACUGAGCGAAGAAACAGGAAAAUUAAAUGUGGUCUGUAAAUUAUUAGAUCUCUCUCGUCUAAAUCUCUGUUAGUAAAUGAUUUGAUAACUGAUAACCAGAUUGAUUUGUUCUGUUUGACUGAAACCUGGUUGCAGCAGGAAGAAUAUGUUAGUCUAAAUGAAUCAACUCCUACUAGUCAUACUAACUGUCAUGUUCCUCGAAUCACGGGCCGAGGAGGAGGAGUGGCAGCAAUUUACCUCUCUAGCUUAAAAAUGAACCAGAGACCUAAACCUAGUUACAGUUCAUUUGAAAAUCUUACUCUCAGUCUCUCUCAUCCAGAUUUAAAAGCUCAGAAGCCAGUUUUAUUUGUUGUUGUAUAUCGUCCUCCUGCUCCUUACUCUGAGUUUUUAUCUCAAUUCUCAGACUUUUUAUCUGAUUUAGUGCUCAGCUCAGAUAAAGUCAUUAUUGUGGGUGACUUCAACAUUCAUGUUGACGUGGACAGUGACAGCCUUACGACUGCUUUUAAUUCAAUAUUAGAAUCAAUUGGGUUUUCUCAACAUGUAAAUAAACCAACUCAUAGUUUUAAUCAUACCCUUGACCUCGUUCUGACUUAUGGCAUAGAAAUCAAACAGUUAACAGUAUUUCCCCAGAACCCUCUUCUUUCUGACCAUUUUAUGAUAACAUUUCAAUUUACAACAAUAGAUUGUAUAGGAGUUAAGAAUAAAUAUCAUUACAGUAGAUGUCUGUCUCACAAUUCAGUGACUAAAUUUAAGGAAAUAAUACCCUCUCUAUUUAGUCCAGCACCACUUACUGAUAUAAUGGAAGGGAAAUAUUAUAAUUUUACCCCCACAGAAGUGGAUUAUAUUGUUAAUAAUGCUGCAGCCUCACUGCGUACAACACUUGAUAGUGUUGCACCUGUAAAAAAGAAAGUUCUAUCUCAGAGAGGACCUGCUCCUUGGUAUAAUUCCCAGCUGCGGACUUUAAAGCAGGCGUCCCGAAAGCUGGAAAGGAAGUGGUAUUCCACUAAUUUAGAGGAAGUUUAUGUAGCUUGGAAAAAUAGUCUAGUAAUUUAUAAAAAAAGCUCUUCGUAACCAACAUAUUAUUCAUCUUUAAUAGAGGAAAACAAGAACAACCCCAGGUUUCUCUUCAGCACUGUAGCCAGGCUGACAAAGAGUCAGAGCUCUGUUCAACCUUGUAUUCCUUUAGCUUUGAGCAGUAACAACUUCAUGAGCUUCUUUACAAAUAAAAUUAUUACGAUUAGAGAAAAAAUUUAUCUGGCCCUUCCUGCAAAUGUCACAGAUGUAUCAUCGAGUACAGACACUUUAGAAUUGGCUGUAAGACCAGAUGGAUAUUUAGAAUUUUUCACUCCUAUACAUCUCUCUGAACUAAUUUCAAUAGUUUCUACAUCCAAACCAUCAACAUGUCUUUUAGAUCCUAUCCCAACUAGACUGUUCAAGGAGGCUUUACCUUUAAUUAACUCCUCAAUGUUAGAUCUGAUUAAUCUCUCUCUACUAACAGGUUAUGUACCACAGGCUUUUAAGGUUGCUGUCAUCAAACCUUGACUUAAAAAGCCCACUCUAGAUCCAGAUGUUUUAGCCAACUAUAGACCAAUUUCCAACCUCCCAUUUCUCUCCAAAAUUCUGGAAAGAACAGUUGCAAAUCAAUUAUGUGAACAUUUACAAAGGAAUAGCUUGUUUGAAGAGUUUCAGUCAGGCUUCAGAGUGCAUCAUAGCACAGAAACAGCUCUGGUGAAAGUUACUAAUUACCUUCUCAUAGCGUCAGAUAAUGGACUGGUCUCUAUACUUAUUUUAUUGGACCUUAGUGCAGCAUUCGAUACAAUCGACCACAAACUUUUAUUACAGCGACUAGAACAUUCUAUUGGCAUUAAAGGGACAGCACUGGACUGGUUUAAAUCCUACUUAUCAGACAGGUUCCAGUUUGUGCAUGUCAACAAUGACUCUUCUGAGCAUACUAGGGUUAAUCAUGGAGUUCCUCAGCGUUCUGUCUUAGGACCAAUACUGUUCACAUUAUACAUGCUUCCCUUAGGCAAUAUUAUCAGGAAGCACUGUAUUAAUUUCCAUUGUUAUGCUGACGACACUCAAUUGUAUUUAUCUAUGAAGCCAAAUGAAACUAAUCAGCUAGCUAGACUGCAAGAUUGUCCUAAGGACAUAAAGACCUGGAUGACCUAUAAUUUCUUACUACUAAAUUCAGACAAGACUGAAGUCAUUGUAUUUGGCCCCAAACAUCUUAGAGAAUUGCUUUCAAAGCAUAUAGUUACUCUGGAUGGCAUUACAUUGGCCUCCAGUACUACUGUGUGGAACCUCGGUGUUAUCUUUGACCAGGACAUGUCCUUUAACUCGCACAUAAAACAAAUCUGUAGGACUUCCUUUUUCCACCUGAGAAAUAUUGUGAAAAUCAGGAACAUCCUGUCUCAGAGUGAUGCAGAAAAACUAGUCCAUGCAUUUGUUACUUCUAGGCUUGACUACUGUAAUUCCUUAUUAUCAGGUUGUCCCGAUAGCUCUCUGAAACAUCUAUAGUUGAUCCAAAAUGCUGCAGCCAGAGUACUGAAGGGAGUUAGCAAGAGAGAUCAUAUUUCUCCUAUAUUGGUUUCUCUUCAUUGGCUUCCUGUUAAAUCUAGAACAGAAUUCAAAAUCCUUCUUCUGACAUAUAAAGCUCUUAACAACCAAUCUCCAUCAUAUCUUAAAGACCUGAUAGUACCAUAUUAUCCUAGCAGAACUCUUCGCUCUCAGACUGCAGGCUUACUUGUUGUUCCUAGAAUCUCUAAAAGUAGAAUGGGAGGCAGAGCCUUCAGUUAUCAGGCGCCUCUCCUGUGGAACCAGCUCCCAGUUUGGGUUCGGGAGGCAGACACCCUCUCUAUUUUUAAGACCAGGCUUAAAACCUUCCUUUUUGACAAAGCUUAUAGUUAGGGCUGACUGGGGGACCCUGACGGGGUGAGCUGGUGUUUUUAUUUGCACAACUGACUUCCCCUCUUGACGUCCCUUUAGUUUGCCCCUAGUUAUGCUGCUAUAGGCCUAGGCUGCUGGGGAACCUCUCUUGAUGCACUGAGCCCUUCUCUAACUACCCAUGUAUUUACUAUAUAUACCAUUAUUGCAUUACAUUCUCUCUGUUUCUGUGUCCUUUCUCCGAGUGUCCCUGGUCCCAGAGCUGGAUGCUUCAGGUGUGUGGCUGUGUUUUAUGGUCCUUGUGUCCCAUCCCCCACCUCUCUCUCUCUACCUCUACACCUCUACCCCUCUACCGCUUCUCCUCUACCUCUAUCCCUCUAUCUGUAUCCCUCUAUCUCUACCUCUACUCCUCCACCUCUACCUCUACCUCUUCCCCUCUACCUCCAUCCCUCUAUCUCUACCUCUCUACCUCUUCUGUCCCUCUCAACCCGUCCAGCCAGCAGGCAGAUGGGUCCCCCCACAUUAGAGCCGGGUUCUGCUCGAGGUUUUUUUCCCUGUUAAAAGGGUGUUUUCCUUGCCACUGUCUCCUUUUGGCUUGCUCUGGGGGUCAGGCAUAUGGGUUCUGUAAAGCGUCUCGAGACAAUUUGACUGUAAUUGGCGCUAUAUAAAUAAAAUUGAAUUGAAAAUUGAAUUUAAUUGAAUUGAACUACAAUGAGAAAAACUAUCAGACAGCAGAUGGCUGCAUUCAAGUCUGUAGCUGCUGAAUUCAUGGAUGAAUCAUCUGGCACUAGAGAGGAAGACCAUCAAACAUCCACGUCAGCUGAUGGAGGUCCAAGAGUCUCACCCAACAAACAACCUACAGAGUGAAGACCUGGAAUCUGAUUGGACGGCCUCCUAUUCAGCCACGUGUCAACAAAUGCCUCUAAGCUGAUUUGUUUUCUAAAAUAAAUCUAGUUUGAGUCCUAA